Molecule: messenger RNA, 1658 nt
Organism: Talaromyces stipitatus ATCC 10500
Lineage: Eukaryota; Fungi; Ascomycota; Eurotiomycetes; Eurotiales; Trichocomaceae
Exons: 6
Coding region: 48-1658 (536 amino acids)
Biological process (GO): DNA integration
Molecular function (GO): nucleic acid binding
Source: RefSeq, a predicted model, not a curated record
AAGGGACUUUUAUAUCGCUCGGCCUCCUGCACAGAGUACUCGCAGCAAUGAUAGCAGCCAUUGUAAAUCACCGUUACCUGCUUGACGCCUGCCAUAAACAAACGAAAGGUAUCAUUUCGCUACGCGAAUGGAUGAGAAGUACUGUCUCACCAUCAUACGCUUCAGAUGCCUUAGACACCGCCGAGGACAUACAAGCCGCGUACCUGAAUCUGGAAAAUCAAGUUGAUUUUCUGAACACAGUACGUUCAAUAUUAUCUCUUUGGGUAAGCUCUUAUGAGAUCUUGAAUGAAAGUGAAAUAGAAGCAGGCGACCUCUCAUUCCGGUUGUUAUCCGGAGCCUUCCGUCGGAAAGUGAAGAACUCUAUACAAAGUGAUCAAGGAAGCCGCAUUGGAAAGAAUUAUUUUCCAGUUCUCCACGAUGAAGAAGCCCACCAAUCCUUAACUGAGAUGGACGCAUCUCACGAGGAGAAUGGGGAUAGCGAUAUACAGAAACAGAAGGGAACCAGCCGUAAGAGGAAAAGCCGUAGGGCAGCCAAUGUGCGCGUAGGGGACAAAGAUCUCAAGUGCAAGGCUUGUCAAGGCUAUCAUGACCUCCAGCAAUGCUUUUAUCUCUUUCCAAAGCGAGCAUAUGAAGGGUGGACUAAGAGAGAGAGUAUUAGGCGUAGAGUAAAUAAGAAUCUCGAACAAGACCAUUCACUUACUGAAGAGACGUGUGCUGCCACCUUUUACGUCGCCUUCACACUUGCGGUGGGAGCAGCGAUGUCGAUAACCAAAUAUCCCCUCAAGAACUCAGCAAUAUUAGACUCCGGUUCAACACUCUAUGUCUUUAACAAGAUAGCACGGUUUAUCAACUUUAGAAGAGCGCCGGAUAUAGAUGUUCUUUGGGCCGGUGAUUCUCCAGUCAAUAUAAUUGGAUACGGGGAUUUGCGGUUAUUCAACGUCGCAUACUGCCCCAGUUUUGCAACAAAUCUGGUAUUACUUCGACAGCUUCAGAAAAUGGACUAUUGGUGGGAUAAUCGUCCAUCAUAUAAUUGCCUCAGGAGAGCAGAUAAUACAAUAGUGGCUUACCUGAAAGAUCGAUAUGCGCAAUUCGUGUUGGAAGAUAUUCCUAAUGACCAUCCAAAUAUGCGUAUGGCAUUCUUUACUGCUAGAAAGCCGGUCAAAGCUGACGCCAUAAAAUGGCAUCUACGCUUGGGGCAUCCAGGUCCAGAGGCGAUGAGACAUCUUGUCAAUUUCCAUGAUUUUGAAACUAGUUCGAUAAAUGGCUUCAAAUGCCUCAUAUUAGUAACAGACCGUUAUUCAGGCCUUAUAUGGGAUUAUUAUCUCACGGACUGGAAACAAGAGACGAUUCUCAUGGCACUACAACACUUAUUCAACUACCUUGAUCGUCAAUAUAAGAUAAAACCAUUGAAAAUUAAGUGCGAUAAUGAGAUCUUGAAGCAGCCAAAGGUCAAAGACUGGUUGCACUCGCAGGAGCAUGUUGAUAUCAAGCCUUCGCCUCCCGACACACAAGCAUUAGACGGAGCGGCUGAACGCUCAGGGGGUGUAGUAAAGGAUAAGGCUCGUGCAAUGCGAGAUGCGGUAAAAUUACCAGCCGACCUAUCGCCUGAGAUUUAUCGAAUAGCGGUUUAUCUUCUGAAUCGAACGCCGAGAUACUAA